Molecule: messenger RNA, 2829 nt
Organism: Rangifer tarandus platyrhynchus (Svalbard reindeer)
Lineage: Eukaryota; Metazoa; Chordata; Mammalia; Artiodactyla; Cervidae
Source: the annotation of a GenBank genome assembly
AUGGUUUCUAGCCUGCUUCCAAACCCCACCUCGGCUGAGUGUUGGGCGGCCCUCCUACACGAUCCUAUGACUCUUGAUAUGGACGCAGUCCUGUCAGACUUUGUUCGGUCCACGGGGGCAGAACCUGGUCUGGCCAGAGACCUGCUGGAAGGCAAAAACUGGGACCUCACGGCCGCUCUGAGUGACUAUGAGCAGCUCCGACAGGUGCACACAGCCAAUCUUCCACCUGUGUUCAACGAGGGCAGGUGCCCCAAACAGCCUGAGCGAGAGCCACCCCCGCCCGGGCACACAGCCGAGCGGCCCUGCCUGCCCAGGCAGGACGACAUCGCCCAAGAGAAGCGGCUCUCGCGGGGGAUCUCCCACGCCAGCUCGGCCAUCGUGUCCUUGGCGCGGUCCCACGUGGCGAGUGAGUGCAGCAGCGAGCAGUUCCCGCUGGAGAUGCCCAUCUACACGUUCCAGCUUCCGGACCUGAGUGUGUACAGCGAGGACUUCCGGAGCUUCGUGGAACGGGACUUGAUCGAACAGGCGACCAUGGUGGCCCUGGAGCAGGCGGGUCGCCUGAAUUGGUGGUCCACCGUGUGCACGAGCUGUAAACGGCUUCUUCCUUUGGCCACGACAGGGGACGGGAACUGCCUUUUACAUGCUGCCUCACUGGGAAUGUGGGGGUUUCACGACCGGGACCUGGUUUUGCGGAAAGCUCUCUACACCAUGAUGAGGACGGGGGCCGAGAGGGAGGCCCUGAAGCGAAGGUGGAGGUGGCAGCAGACGCAGCAGAACAAGGAGUCAGGGCUGGUGUACACGGAGGAGGAGUGGGAGCGGGAAUGGACGGAGCUGCUGAAGCUGGCCUCCAGCGAGCCACGCACACACUUCAGCAAGAAUGGCGGCUCGGGUGGGGGCAUGGACAAUGCCGAAGACCCUGUGUACGAGAGUCUGGAGGAGUUCCACGUUUUCGUCCUUGCCCACAUAUUAAGGCGACCCAUCGUCGUCGUAGCGGAUACGAUGCUGAGGGACUCAGGUGGGGAAGCAUUCGCUCCAAUCCCCUUCGGAGGGAUUUACCUGCCUUUGGAGGUACCUCCCAACAGAUGCCACUGCUCACCUCUGGUUCUGGCCUACGACCAAGCUCAUUUCUCUGCCCUUGUGUCCAUGGAGCAGAGAGACCAGCAGAGAGAACAAGCCGUGAUCCCCCUGACGGAUUCGGAGCACAAGUUGCUGCCUCUGCACUUUGCGGUGGACCCAGGGAAGGACUGGGAGUGGGGGAAAGACGACAAUGAUAAUGCCCGGCUGGCCCACCUGAUCCUGUCGCUGGAAGCCAAGUUAAACCUUCUGCACAGCUACAUGAAUGUGACAUGGAUCCGGAUCCCCUCGGAGACCAGGGCCCCUCUGGCGCAGCCGGAGUCCCCGACGGCCUCCGCGGGGGAAGACGUGCAGUCCCUGGCCGACUCGCUGGACUCGGACCGAGACUCCGUGUGCAGCAAUUCCAACAGCAAUAACGGCAAGAACGGCAAGGAGAAGGAGAAGGAGAAGCAGCGCAAGGACAAGGACAAGACCCGCGCGGACUCUGUGGCCAACAAGCUGGGCAGCUUCAGCAAGACACUGGGCAUCAAGCUGAAGAAGAACAUGGGCGGCCUGGGCGGCCUGGUGCACGGCAAGAUGAGCCGCGCCAACUCCGCCAACGGCAAGCACGGCGACGCGCCCGAGCGUGGCAAGGAGAAGAAGGCCAAGGCGCGCAAGGGCAGCAAGGAGGAGUCGGGCGCCUCGGCCAGUACGUCGCCCUCGGAGAAGACCACGCCGUCGCCCACGGACAAGGCGGCGGGCGCGUCGCCGGCCGACAAGGGCGGCGGGCCCCGCGGCGACGCCUGGAAGUACAGCACAGACGUGAAGCUGAGCCUCAACAUCCUGCGCGCCGCCAUGCAGGGCGAGCGCAAGUUCAUCUUCGCCGGCCUGCUGCUCACCAGCCACCGGCACCAGUUCCACGAGGAGAUGAUCGGUUACUACCUGACCAGCGCGCAGGAGCGCUUCAGCGCCGAGCAGGAGCAGCGGCGCCGCGACGCCGCCGCCGCCGCCGCCGCUGCCGCCGCCGCCGCCGCCGCCGCCUCCACAGCCAAGCGGCCGCAGCGCAGGCCGGAGGCCGAGGGCGCGCCCGGCCCCGAGCGCGCCUCGCCAGGCCUGCCGGCCGGGCAGCCCACACAGCUGGUGCUCAAGCUCAAGGAGCGCCCGAGCCCCGGUCCCGGAACCGGCUCCCGGGCGGCACGGGCGGCGGCAGGCGGUUCGGCUUCCCCAGUCCCCGGCGGCAGCGCGCGGCGCGCGGGCGCCAGCGGACCGGUCCCCGGCCGCAGCCCCCCGGCGCCGGGGCGCCAGAGCGUCAUUCACGUGCAGGCGGCGGGCGCGCGGGACGAGCCGUGUGUCCCAGCUGUGGGCGCACUGCGGCCGUGCGCCACGUACCCGCAGCAGAACCGCUCGCUGUCAUCACAGAGCUACAGUCCGGCGCGCGCCGCCGCCUUGCGCACAGUCAACACGGUAGAGUCGCUGGCGCGCGCUGUCCCAGGAGCCCUGCCCGGGGCGGCGGGCGCGUCCGAGCCCAAGUCGCAGACCUACACCAACGGCUUCGGCGCGGCGCGCGACGGCCUGGAGUUCGCCGACGCCGACGCGCCGGCCGCGCGCUCGAACGGUGAGGGCGGCCGGGGCGGCCCGGGUGCGGGCCCCGUGCAGAGGCGCUGCCAGCGCGAGAACUGCGCGUUCUACGGGCGCGCCGAGACCGAGCACUACUGCUCGUACUGCUACCGCGAGGAGCUGCGGCGGCGGCGCGAGGCGCGCGCGGUCCGGCCCUGA